Phycodurus eques (leafy seadragon) is the source of this 1695-nucleotide messenger RNA. It is a transcript of the gene pdia2, whose product is annotated as protein disulfide isomerase family A, member 2. Lineage: Eukaryota; Metazoa; Chordata; Actinopteri; Syngnathiformes; Syngnathidae. Gene Ontology annotation, biological process: response to endoplasmic reticulum stress; protein folding. Gene Ontology annotation, cellular component: endoplasmic reticulum. The record is from RefSeq and is a predicted model, not a curated record. The transcript has 11 exons. Gene Ontology annotation, molecular function: protein disulfide isomerase activity.
AUGUUUUAAAAAAGGCUACAAACGUGACGUGUGGCUUUCACGAAGCUGGCUAAAAUGAGGACGCGAGCGCUACUGGUAACGGGCCUGCUGCUGCUCGUCUUCUGCUGCUACGCUCAGGCCAAUGACGAGCACGCUGAGACAGAAACUGCUGCAGAAAAGAGUACAAAAGAUGCCCAGGAAGAAAUAGAAGAGCAGCCCAAGAAGGAAAAGACCAGCGAGAUAGAGGAGGAGAACAAUGUGAUGGUGCUCCAUGCCAAAAACUUUGCCAAGGCACUCAACCAGACCAAGUUUUUAUUGGUGGAAUUCUACGCCCCGUGGUGCGGCCACUGCAAGCAAUUGGAGCCCAUUUACGCCGAGGCGGCCGAGAAACUGAAGAAAGACGAGCCCGCCAUUGGCUUGGCCAAAGUGGACGCCACUGACGAGAAUGAGCUGGCCGAGGAGUUCGCCAUCUCCAGCUUCCCCGUCCUCAAGCUCUUUGUAGACGGCAACCGGAAGCAACCCGUGGACUUCACUGGUAAGAGGACAGUCACGGGGCUCAUCCAGUGGCUGAAACGUCGGACUGGUCCUGGCGCAUCUGUCUUGGACACCGCUGACUCCGCUGCUCACUUUGUUGACUCCCACAACAUCGCUGUCGUGGGAUUUUUUGAGAGUCUGGAAAGCGACGCGGCUAAGGAGUUCUCGGAGUUGGUCAUGGACAUGAUGGAUAUGGAGUUCGGCAUUACGACAUCUCCGGAGGUGUUCCAGAAGUAUGAAUUGAAAUCCGACACGGUGGUGCUCUUCAAAAAGUUUGACAACGGCAGAGCGGACUACGCCCUGUCCGACGGCGGCACGCUGGACAAAAGCAAUCUGACAAACUUCAUCCAAGAAAACAGCCUGGAGCUCAUCAUCCCCUUCACUAAGGAGACAGGAGAUAAGAUCUUCAGCUCCAGUGUUCGCCUUCACUGCCUGCUCUUCAUCAACUCCACAGUGGAGAGCCACACGGCGCUGGUGGACCGAAUCAGGGCACUCGCCAAGGCCCACAAGGGCAAGAUGCUGUUCAUCACGAUCGAUGUGUCGACCGAGCUGUCGUUCGUGCUUGACUUUUUUGGUGUGUCGGCGGCCGAUGCGCCCACAGCCCGCAUCAUGAACAUGGACACGGGGAAGAAGUUCAAAGCGGAUGCGUCGGACCUCGUGAGCGCCCUGCCGCCAUUGUGUCAGGAGGUUCUGGAUGGUACGGCCAAGCCUUACUAUCGCACUCAAGACGUGCCCGAGGACUGGAAUAAAGCGGCCGUUAAAGUCCUAGUGGGAAUGAAUUUUGAGUCGAUUGCUCUGGAUCCAACCAAGAAUGUCUUUGUGGAGUUUUAUGCUCCGUGGUGUGGCCACUGCAAGGAAUUGGCUCCCAUCUGGGACCAGCUGGGCCAAAAAUACGCCGAGCGUGAUGACAUCAUCAUCGCCAAGAUGGAUUCCAUUGCCAACGAGCUGGAGGCUGUCACCAUCACUGGGUUCCCCACACUCAAAUACUUCCCGGCAGGUGGAAAAGAGGUGGUGGAGUAUACGGGCAACCGGGAUCUGGAGACGUUGUCAAAGUUUCUGGAUAACGGAGGAGUUUUGCCUAAGGAAGAUGAUGAUAACGACGAUGACGACGACAGCCAAGCAAGAGCUGGCGAGUCUUCGGAGGAAGCGGACAACACAACGUCUCAUAAAGAUGAGCUUUGA